AUGUCCUCAAACGAUGCUCGAACGAAAGAGUUCAAAAACAGAGGUCUCGACCAAGAUGCCCUACGAAGGCGCCGUAAUGAACAGAAUGUUGGCUUACGGAAACAAAAGAGAGACGAGAAUAUACAGAAACGCAGACAACUGACUUCUAGUAGCCACAAUGGGGUAGCGGAAAGUGCAGAGGAGGUCGUUACAAACUCGGGGCUUUCGAUUGAGCAAUUGCCUGAGAUGACAGCCAUGCUCAUGGGUGAAGAUAGAACUAGGUGGUUGACAGCGACAAAGAUGUUCAGGAAACUGUUGUCCAAAGAGAAGACACCACCCAUUCAGGAGGUGAUCGAGAUGAAUGUGGUGCCGAGAUUAGUACAGUUUCUAUCAUACGAGGCAGACCCUAUGAUUCAGUUCGAAUCAGCCUGGGCACUUACAAAUAUCGCAUCUGGGAAUGCUGAACAAACCGCUAUUGUCAUCGAUGCUGGGGCCGUGCCGCACUUUAUAGAACUACUCAAAUCCGACAGUUCGGAUGUAUGCGAGCAGGCCGUUUGGGCGUUAGGAAACAUUGCUGGCGAUAGUUCCGCAUGCCGUGAUCUGGUGCUGAAACAAGGAGGUAUGAUGCCGUUGCUGGAUGUCCUGCACAAAUCCGACACGGCCUCCAUGACCCGCAAUGCGACCUGGGCGCUGUCCAACCUGUGCCGAGGCAAGAGUCCCUCGCCCGACUUCUCACUGGUGCGCGUGUCUCUGCCUGUGCUGGCGCGUCUGAUUCAGCUGGGCGACGAAGAAGUGCUGCAGGAUGCGUGUUGGGCGCUGUCGUAUUUGUCGGACGGCAACGACCACAAGAUCGAGGCGGUGCUACAGGCCGAUGUGGCCGGUCGCCUGGUGGAGCUCUUGGGCCACCAUGAGUCACAUGUCGUAUCGCCAGCGCUGCGCACUCUGGGGAAUAUUGUCACAGGGCGUGAUCAUGAGACCCAGUGUGUGCUGAAUGCCGGUGCGUUGCCGCAGCUGAAGAGGUUGCUGCUGACGAGCGACAAGGAGGCGGUGCGCAAAGAGACCUGUUGGACGCUCUCAAAUAUAACGGCCGGGACAAAGGACCAGAUCCAGGCGGUGAUUGAAGCGGAUAUAUUCCCUGCGCUUGCCAACAUCCUCACAGUGGGCGACCACAGGACAAAGAAGGAAGCUGCCUGGGCCGUUUCCAACGCUGCGUGCGGUGGUUCAGACGACCAGCUCAGAUACCUUGUGGAAGCCGGCUGCAUACAGCCCCUCUGUCAAAUGCUCAGCGUCAAGGGAGUGGAGAAUAAGGUCAUGACAGUCAUCUUGGACGCCAUUGAGAAAAUUCUCAAGGCAGGCCAAGACCACGCCGAUCUCACGGGCCAGGAAGUGAAUGAGAUGGCGGUGUACAUUGAGUCGUUUGGGGGAGUGGAUAUUAUUGACAACUUACAGAAGCACUUUAACCAACUGGUGUAUGAGAAGUCGUAUGCGAUCAUUGAGACGUACUUCAAAGACGAUGAGGACGUGAGCAUCAUGCCGGACGAGGAAGACGGCAGCUAUACCUUCGAUUCCCAAGGCGCUGGCGCCCCACAAGAGGGCUUCAACUUCUAG
Molecule: messenger RNA, 1587 nt
Organism: Sphaeroforma arctica JP610
Lineage: Eukaryota; Ichthyosporea; Ichthyophonida
Product: importin subunit alpha-2
Exons: 6
Coding region: 1-1587 (528 amino acids)
Biological process (GO): NLS-bearing protein import into nucleus
Cellular component (GO): nucleus; cytoplasm; nucleoplasm
Molecular function (GO): protein binding; nuclear import signal receptor activity
Source: RefSeq, a predicted model, not a curated record